Messenger RNA from Didymella exigua CBS 183.55, 2184 nucleotides. RefSeq lists its product as uncharacterized. The transcript has 3 exons. Lineage: Eukaryota; Fungi; Ascomycota; Dothideomycetes; Pleosporales; Didymellaceae. The record is from RefSeq and is a predicted model, not a curated record. Bases 95 to 1939 code for a protein of 614 amino acids.
CUUUCAUAUAAGUUACUGAUUUUGGAGGAAAUUAUUAAGUCUCCCGUUAGCGUGCUAUCCAUUACGCAUUGAGCUUCCGCCUCACCAUCGCAAUAUGGAAGUUGCUGGCGUCGUGCUGGGCGCGAUGCCGAUUGUUCUGUACGCGCUCGACAACUACAAAAGAGCCUUGGGUCCAGCAAAAAGAUUCUGGAGUUGGGAAGACACGAUCCAAGAAAUCAUAGACAACGUCAUGCUUCACCAAGAGCAUCUCAACACGACUCUCCGCAACAUGGGCCUCCAGAACCCCAACAUGGCCCAGAUCGAGGCCGUCCUUCAAGUGCACCGGCCAGACAAGUGUCAUUACUUCAUGUCCAUCUUGCGGAACAUGGACGGUCAGAUGAACGAGCUGCUGGACAGGCUGGAAGUGGACUUGGAUGGUCAACCCAGAUGGUCAAACCACAAGGCCGACACGGCUGGGUGGGAAUGGCGACGGGUUAAAAGGAGUUUUGGAGCAAGGGACAGAAAAAAUGUUUUUGAGAAGCUUCACAGGUGGAACGUUGCGCUUCAAAACUGCGGUCUGGAAAGACGAGAAAUUAGUCUUGACUCCGAGCACUCCAUCGUCAACCUGGUUCGUUCCCGGUUCAACGACCAAAUUUGCGCCGCGAUAAGGCUAAAUGUCUUGGCCUUGCAUCGGGCUUUGACGUUCGGAUUGGGGUGCGCGUGCCUGUACCCCCAUAAAGGUAAUCUCGAGCUGAACUGGCACGCGCCGGACAGCCCUGCUCCAUCGAAGUCAUUUAGCGUUGCCAUCUCCGGUGGGAAAUACUCGGCCAUUCAAGCUGGCCAUGUGACAUGGAAACUGCUGUCCGUGAUGAUGGAGGAGAUGGUUUCCUCUGACCCGUCACAAACGAACGCUCAGUCUCCAACUCCGCCCACACCAUUGCCGCCGCAGUUGCCGUCGCCGUCGCCGUCUACCCGGACGGAUCCUUUGGCCAAUUCGAUGCCAGCUCUAUCAAAAAGGCGCCGGAUGGUCCAGUUCCUGAGUUUGAGUGGCGCAGAGUCAAGGAACGAUCUCAAGCCGGCAUCUUCAUCCGACGCUUCGUCCCCAAUACCGCAGGCUUCUGCAGAGCCUUUGCCACGAUCAGUUCCGCCAGUACCAUUAGUUGAAUUAUGCACAAUUCUAAAGUUGGGGUGCCAUGGGUCAUCUGCCGAUCUCUGUUGCAUUCCGGUGCCAAAUACAAGCUUCCGUUUCCAACUACAAACCGCUCCGAGUCCGACGAUUUCGGCCGUCCCUAGGGAAACCAUUUCUCUAGACUCCCUUCUUUUGAGAAAACGCAGCCCAAUCACUGAUCGGGAGAUCCUUCUAAGGCGAAAGCAACGUUUUGGUAUCGCCGCGGCGUUGACCUCGGCGGUGCUACACCUUUGCGACUCCAACUGGAUCGGGAAGACGAUCGAGAAUGACGACAUUCAGCUAUUCCUCGAGUCCCAUACCGGAUCACCGAAUCUGUCAAGGAAUCCGUACCUGUUAUGCAACUUCCAUUCGAGCUCUUCUGGCGCUUCACAGGCACAGCAAACUCCCAGAGACAAUUUUCAGAGCAAGCAGAUUCAGAACUGUACUCUAUACUCUCUGGCGAUCCGACUUCUCGAACUAGGCUUGAACAAACCCUUCUCGAAGCUGCGACACGAGUAUAGCUCCUUCGCAGCAUCGGACUCAGGGGCGGAGCCACCUCCCGCUGACGAUUCCAGCGUCGUGGGCGACUUUGACAUCGCCAAGGCUCUUAUAGUGGAGCUGGCACUGGAUCCCGGAAGAACGUUCGCCGAUGCAGUAGACCGAUGUUUGAGGUUCUUAUUUCCCGGACCUGAGCAUCUCAACAACUUCAGUGAGCCUUCAUUCAGAAAAACAUUUUUCGAGGAAGUGGUAGCCCCUAUUCAAGCCAUAUAUGAGAUGACCCCUGACUUGUGAGACGACGAUGCGCUUUGGUGAUCACGUGCUAGCCCUAGAUAUUGUCAGCCUGGCACCUCGGUUCACACGGUACACUGUGAACUGCAUCUCACGUGACUCUAUCAGUCACCUGCUUACUCAUCCCGGUUAUGUAUAUAUUCGCUCUAUAUAACGUAGUUCACAAGCGAGCGGUCCAACCCAAGCGAGCGGUCCAUCCCAACCAUGAUAGCCUAAUAACUACUUUGCAUUACAAUGCUAUCCCAACG